Molecule: messenger RNA, 2476 nt
Organism: Lethenteron reissneri (Far Eastern brook lamprey)
Lineage: Eukaryota; Metazoa; Chordata; Hyperoartia; Petromyzontiformes; Petromyzontidae
Gene: ZC3H3
Product: zinc finger CCCH-type containing 3
Cellular component (GO): nucleus
Molecular function (GO): metal ion binding
Source: RefSeq, a predicted model, not a curated record
AGGCCUGUUCUGUUUGGGGAUGAAAAGCGAACAGCUGAUCGGUGAACUCCGGCUUGGGCAUUUUUAAACGUUGCUUUUAUUAUUCUCUUUAAAAAAAAAACACACACACACACACGCACGCGUAACAACGCGUGCUUGCAUUUGUUUACAAACAACAAGAAGAAUAAGGAGCAGAAGAACAAGAGGAGGACGUCUUUAAACCCGUCGUAAUGCGCUGAAGGAGGAGUAGGAGGAUAAAGACCUCUCACCACUCAUGUCAAUGGAGGAAAAAGAAUCCCUGCAGAGGCAGAUUCGCUUCCUCACGGGUCUCAUCAACGCACACAGGAGUCAGCAUGGAGACGCGCCACGCUGGCCGUCGGAUCACCUCUUGGGCCGUGGCCUGGUCGACCCUUCGUCCUGCACGUGGACCAACCCGGCACGCGCCCGUGUUGUCUCCUCGCCACCGACCGUCGCUUCCGUUCUGCCGCCGCCGGCGCCCGGCAGACCGAAACGACCGGCAGGGUCCGCCCGUCUCCGUCUCGGCCCCGCCACGGCCGUGACGUCGAGCGUCCCCGCGGUCCCGGCGGCGGGGGCCGUCCCGUCGAGCGGCUCCGGCAAAGCCGCGGCCGUCCCGCCGGGACCGCUCGACGUGACGCUGGCGCGCCGCAGUCCGGCGGCACCGAGCGUUUGCCGCGCGCCCAGGAAGCCCGUGAUUUGCGCCGACGGGCUGUCACGCUACUCGUGGCGACGGCCCCCCCCUGUGCGCGCCGCCCCCGCCGGCGCGAAGGCCGGCGGCCAGGCCCCGCCGACGAGCGCCGACGUUCCGAAGGGCUCCGCUCCGGGCCCCGCGCCGGCGCCAGCCGCGGCGGCUCGCGUCCGUGGCGGCGACAAGAAGCAGCUGCAGCAGUUGCAGCAGCUGCAGCAGCUGCAGCAGCUGCAGCAGUUGCAGCAGUUGCAGCGGCAGGCCACGAAGCAGCGCAGCAGCACGCCGCUGUCGGCCCGCUCGAAGGCGGCCAUCGCCGCCGCCACCACCUCCGCCGCCGCCGGCACCAAGUACGUGUGGACGGGCGCCACCGCCGGACGCGGCGGCCCGCUCGCCGCCACGCCUGCGUCCGGUGUUUCGCCCGGCUGGGGCUUGUCUCCCGUGACGCGGUCCCAACGGACGGACGCCGAGUCCACCGAGGUCGGUCCAGCGACGUCGUCGGCCGGCGCCGCCCCCGCCGCUAUCACUGCGGCGGCGGCGGCAGCGGCGGCAAAGCCGCAGAAGGGACGGCCGCCGCGAUUUCCGGCCGCUCCCGAAGCCGCUUCUCCCGCCGCGGUGCGUCCCGGAACCUCCCGCUACAAGUGGAAGUCGAGUGGCGGCGACGGUGGCGGCACUUUGAGAACGCCGUCGCCGUCCGCGGCCGCCACCUUCCCCGGCGCGACGAUUUUGGCCCCGGCGAGGAACCGGACGAAGUUCGUGCGGUGCAGGAGCGUGCUCUACGCGACCGCGACCACACCGCGCGUCACCGGGAAGGUGGCGCUCAGGACCAGGUACAAGCUGGUGCGGCAGCCGUGGGGCCCCGCGUCCCCACGCACGCCACGGAGCGGGCCGCACGCGCGCGGAGACUUCAUGAUGCGGAGGAUGAGCGUCAUCAAGUCGCGGCCCCAGGCCGACCUGACCCAGACGCACAGCAGCGCUGACGUGUGGUGGGGCCGGAGGUGCCUGCGACUCAUCGGCGGCGUAGCCUACAGCGUGACGGCCCAGCGGCUCGCACGAGCCGGCCACGCGCGGCCACCGUCACAGCAGCAGCAGGGUCACGGAGCGGCCUCAUCGCCCGCUAGGACCCCAUCGCCAGCUCGCUCGCGAGCCAAAGGAGGCAAGACGCUGCACGUGUACGUGAACCAGGGCGGCGUGCGCUACUCGGCAAGCCACUCGGGCAAGAAGCUGCGUCGACUGCACUCACCAAGGCUGGGUGCCAGCACGAUGUUCUUCGCUAGAUCGCCGGCGACGCUCAGCCCCGGCAACAUCUCAUUCUCGGCCAGCAACAACAACAGUAGCAGCAGCAGCCGCGUCCUCGCCUCGAGCGCGGUUCAGCGGAGCGUGCAGCUCAUCCGCCGGGCGAGGCUGUGGCGACGGCUGGAGCGACCGCGUGACUACUGCACCUUCUACAACCGCUUUGGCCGCUGCAACCGCGGCGACGCCUGCACCUUCCUGCACGACCCCGACAAAGUGGCCGUGUGCACGCGGUUCCUGCGCGGGACUUGCAGGAAGACGGACGGGACCUGCCAGUUCUCGCACAAGGUGUCCAGAGAGAAGAUGCCUGUAUGCUGCUACUACCUGCGCGGCGUGUGCAGCAGCGCCGACUGCCCCUACAGCCACGUGAAGGUGUCGCGCAAGGCCGAAGCCUGCGCGGACUUCCUCAAGGGCUACUGUCCGCUCGCCGAGAAGAGCCAGGAGUGCGGCUCCUCCCCCGACGCCCACGGUGAAGGGAGUUUAGGGACAUUCGUGCGGUGA